This is a messenger RNA of Onychomys torridus (southern grasshopper mouse), 8037 nucleotides long. RefSeq names its product guanine monophosphate synthase (gene Gmps). The coding region runs from base 228 to 2309 and encodes 693 amino acids. Gene Ontology annotation, molecular function: ATP binding; GMP synthase activity; GMP synthase (glutamine-hydrolyzing) activity. The transcript has 16 exons. Lineage: Eukaryota; Metazoa; Chordata; Mammalia; Rodentia; Cricetidae. The record is from RefSeq and is a predicted model, not a curated record. Gene Ontology annotation, cellular component: cytosol. Gene Ontology annotation, biological process: GMP biosynthetic process.
CCUCCGAGGGCGGGCCGGUUGACGGCGGCCGGCCGGAAGCGGGAGGCGGGAGCAGAGCUCGCUCCUGCUGUGUUCUGGAGCUGCGGCCGCGUUCCGUGCUGCUGCUGCUGCGCUGCACGCUUACCACAGUUAGCUGGUCCAGCGCGGUGCUGCCCGCGUCCAGGCCUCGCUAGCGUCUUCAUCCACCGCACCGAUUCUUCCGGCGCCCUCCCACCGCGACUGCCCAGAUGGCUCUGUGCAACGGGGAUUCCAAGCCAGAGAAUGCUGGAGGAGACCUCAAGGAUGGCUGUCAGCACUAUGAAGGGGCUGUUGUCAUUCUGGACGCUGGGGCUCAGUAUGGGAAGAUCAUUGACCGGAGAGUGCGGGAGCUCUUUGUACAGUCUGAAAUCUUCCCCUUGGAAACACCAGCCUUCGCCAUAAAGGAACAAGGAUUUCGGGCUAUCAUCAUAUCUGGAGGACCUAAUUCUGUGUAUGCAGAGGAUGCUCCCUGGUUUGAUCCAGCAAUAUUUACCAUUGGCAAGCCUGUUCUUGGAAUUUGCUAUGGCAUGCAGAUGAUGAAUAAGGUUUUUGGAGGCACUGUACAUAAAAAAAGUGUUAGAGAAGAUGGAGUUUUCAAUAUUACUAUGGAUAAUACGUGCUCAAUAUUCAGGGGCCUUCAGAAGGAAGAAAUUGUUUUACUUACACAUGGAGACAGUGUAGAUAAAGUAGCUGAUGGAUUCAAGGUUGUAGCACGUUCUGGGAACAUCGUGGCAGGUAUAGCCAAUGAAUCUAAAAAGCUAUAUGGUGUACAGUUUCAUCCUGAAGUUGGCCUUACAGAAAAUGGGAAAGUAAUACUGAAGAAUUUCCUGUAUGACGUAGCUGGAUGCAGUGGGACCUUUACUGUGCAGAACCGAGAAAUUGAAUGCAUUCGAGAGAUCAAAGAGAGAGUAGGCACAUCGAAAGUAUUGGUUUUACUUAGUGGUGGUGUAGAUUCAACUGUUUGUACAGCUUUGCUGAAUCGUGCUUUGAACCAAGAUCAAGUUAUUGCUGUGCACAUUGAUAAUGGCUUUAUGAGAAAACGAGAAAGCCAGUCUGUUGAAGAGGCCCUCAAAAAGCUUGGAAUUCAGGUUAAAGUGAUAAAUGCUGCUCAUUCUUUCUACAAUGGAACAACUACUCUGCCAAUCUCAGAUGAAGACAGGACCCCACGAAAAAGAAUUAGCAAAACAUUAAAUAUGACUACAAGUCCUGAAGAGAAAAGAAAAAUCAUUGGUGAUACUUUUGUUAAGAUUGCCAAUGAAGUAAUUGGAGAAAUGAGUUUGAAGCCAGAGGAAGUUUUCCUUGCCCAGGGCACUCUACGGCCUGAUCUGAUCGAGAGUGCGUCCCUUGUUGCUAGUGGCAAAGCUGAGCUCAUCAAAACCCACCACAAUGACACGGAGCUUAUCAGAAAGUUGAGGGAAGAGGGAAAAGUAAUAGAACCUCUGAAAGAUUUUCAUAAAGAUGAAGUGAGGAUUUUAGGCAGAGAGCUUGACUUGCCAGAAGAAUUGGUCUCUAGGCAUCCUUUUCCAGGUCCUGGCCUGGCAAUCAGAGUAAUAUGUGCUGAAGAACCUUAUAUUUGUAAAGAUUUUCCUGAAACCAACAAUAUUUUGAAAAUAGUAGCUGAUUUUUCUGCAAGUGUUAAGAAGCCUCAUACACUAUUACAAAGAGUCAAAGCCUGCACGACAGAAGAGGACCAGGAGAAGCUAAUGCAAAUUACAAGUUUGCAUUCAUUGAAUGCUUUCUUGCUGCCAAUUAAAACAGUGGGUGUGCAGGGUGACUGUCGUUCCUACAGUUACGUGUGUGGAAUUUCCAGUAAAGAUGAACCUGACUGGGAAUCUCUUAUGUUCCUUGCCAAACUUAUACCCCGAAUGUGUCAUAACAUUAACAGAGUUGUCUAUGUCUUUGGCCCACCAGUUAAAGAACCUCCUACAGAUGUCACUCCCACGUUCUUGACAACAGGGGUACUCAGUACUUUACGCCAAGCUGACUUUGAGGCCCAUAACAUUCUCAGGGAGUCUGGGUAUGCUGGAAAAAUCAGCCAGAUGCCAGUGAUUUUGACCCCACUACAUUUCGAUCGAGAUCCACUUCAGAAGCAGCCUUCAUGCCAGAGAUCUGUGGUUAUUCGAACCUUUAUUACUAGUGACUUCAUGACUGGCAUACCUGCAACACCUGGCAAUGAGAUUCCUGUCGAGGUGGUGCUAAAGAUGGUCACUGAGAUAAAGAAGAUUCCUGGAAUUUCUAGAAUUAUGUAUGACCUAACGUCAAAGCCCCCGGGAACCACUGAGUGGGAGUAAUAAAUGUGUUAUGUUGAAGAAGUGUGUGCAGUUGAGGCUCAUUAGAAACCACUUGUUAAUGACAUGCAGUGCUGUGAACAAUGUUGCUGAAGCAGCUCCUUCAUAUCUGAGUUCUCACAGCAGGGAUACACGGCUUAAGUGUGGAGUGGGACAAGAUGAAAGGGAAUGAAGAGUCUGUAUGUGUGGGUCAAUAAUCAAGGCACCAUUGCACCUGCAGACAGAUUGCUCUUGCUUUUGCCUCAUUCUCUUAUGUAUGAACUCUUGAUGUCUGUCUAUGGCGAUAGGUGACUGGCUUCUGUCUGCUUGCUAUUAGAAACAUCCUUUAAUUACCAGUAUGGCUUACUAUGUGUGCCUUUUGGAGAAUCCGAAUUUUCCUGUAAGUAAUUUUAUUUCUCCAAAGGGCGAGGAAGAGCUGUACAUACCAUAGAAAGGAAUAAGAAAGCUGUUUAGACACUUAGGCAGGGAAGUAGGGACGUAAAAUGUGAGAUUCUUCAACGUUGUAGAACACCAGGAAUUUAUUAUGGAAGUACUUAGAGUGUGACUAUGAUGUCACAGCCAUGGCAGGAAGGAACUGAGUGCUGUCAGCCUUUCAAUCCAUGUUUCAUACAGAUGCCAUGCUUUUCACUUUUGUCUUGUUAAUAAUCCUCCCAGCCUUGUGUCACUAGCUCCAGCAGCUGUGUAGAGAGAGUUCUUACUCUCCCCAAAAGAGGCUGUCUCAGAAAAGGUUAAGAUGAGGUGUGUUCUUUCUGUUUGCCUGGUCAGAGGACUAGGUCACAGAAGCCAUGAUCCUUCCCCACCACAUCUAAGUGGGAGAGGAAAUAGUUCUGUUAUUUAGGAAAGAGCUGUAAACGACACCUAGGUCUGAUGUGUAGACAGGCUUAGUGCUUCCUACGCAGAAGUCUCAAAUGAUGUCAAGUAUUUGCCAGCCCAUAUUCUGCAAGUUCAAGGCCAGUGCAGGACUUGGUGCCAUUGCCAACAGUUCCUUACAGGUUCUUUACGACAGUCAUGCAAGCCUGGGAAAGGCAGUAAAAAAGAGUUAAAUUCUAAAAUAUUACCAUGUUUUUCUCACCCGCUUCUACCUCAGGUUGCUGUCUGUUGCCUAGAACCAAUUUCUAUAUGGGAUUCAGUGUUAAAACAAAAGGAUAUAUAGCAGAAAUCAUUUUUCCUGGCUAGUCCAGAGGAUAGCCAGAAACUACUGAACCAAGAGGGAAAGACACGCAGACCUGAACAGACAAUUUCCUUCUACAGAAGGUUAAGUGUUCAUUGUCUGUCCUGGUGAGGAUGCUCUCCUGACUGACUUCUAAAAGGAGGAUUUGAUAGAUUUAAGCAGAUUGAAAGUUGUAUUAUUUCUGAAUGGGAACUAACCCAUAUAAAAUGCUUACCAAGGUGUCAGUACAUGUUUGAAACAUGAAAACCCUUCCUGUUGUAGCAAAAAUGUUUGUGGUAUAAACAGCAGGAAUUGGGAAGAAUAUAUGAAUGUUCUUUCCCUGAGGUCUGUUUUGUGGCUUAGUGUUUAUUGCCACACUCUGUAAAACUGGUCAGGUGGUUAUAUACAUUUAGAAGUGCUGCUUAUUUUUAGUCUGCAUUCUGGACAUUGGUGGUGAGUAUGAUCCUCAAAUCUCAGACCUAUUGGAAUUAAAAAUGUAUUUAGUGUUUUUCUAAUGCAUUCUCUUAAAUGUCUUUUUAUGUAAUCCUUACUCUGGAAAAAAUAAUUUCUUCAAAACAUACCUGCACAUGACAUAGAAACUUUCUGGGAUUGAGAGAUUAUUUUCAUCUUACUAUCUUCUUGUGUGGUCAUUUUUGCCUUGUACUGUAUAGCUUUCUUGAUAAUGUCAUAGUAGUUCAUCUGAGCUGCUUAAAAUCUUACAGUCAAGGAGACAGACUCAUCUUGGAAAUGGUUACCAGUGACUUUAAGAACCAACUGCCAGGUUUUGUGUAUUCCAGCCCUCAAAUCAUAUGACCAUUACAGGUGGUUUAUUGUUUGCUUAGACUUUGUUCAUAGUAACAGUUAUCACUUGAUAGCGUGGGCUGUUUUGUCAUAUUCCAUUUCUCACUUGGGACACUUCUCUACGUAAUUGUAUUUUGUUUUGUUAUAUUCCAUUUCUUACUUGGGACACUUCUCUACAUAAUUGUAUUUUGUUUCUUUGUAAGUAUUAGAGGAAGUGAGAUCAGUGAAAAUUUAAUAUAUUCCAAAAUUGGCAGACAGGAAAUUUCAAGAACCAAGUAAAUAAAUCCUAGCCCUGUCUUAAUGGACCUGUUAGUGAUGGUCAGUUCUGCUGGAUAUUAUAGCCUGACGUAAUUUUGAAGACAAGUUUUUAGAUGUAUCUCAGUGACAGGAUUGCAGUGUUUUCUCUCCACCUUAGAGUAACUGCAUGCAACCAUAAAUCAUAAAAGUUGAUUUCCUUGCUCUGUUUGGAUUUAGCUAUUGAUGGCCAGUUUCAGUGAAUAACUGAAUUCUACUUUAUAUAGAAAAUAAGGAUAUUCAAGUGAAAUAGGCAACACUGUCCAUCUUGCUUUCUCGCCUUGCUGUUAAGUAGAUGGGUGGACCUGGACAAGUCACGUUCAAUCCAUUGACCUCAUCUUAGGAAGUUCCAACAUCAAACCCAACCCUGAGUAGUCAUUCUUACUCUCCUUGAGACAGAAUUUAUGUAGCCCAGUCUCAGGUUCAUUAUAUAUUAGAGGAUGGCCUUGAACAUCUCACCUGCCUCCACCUCCCUAGUGCUGGAAUUAGAGCUAUGUACUCCUGUGUCCAGUUUAUGCUGGUGAUUGAACUCAGAUCCAUGUGUAUGCUUGGUAAAUACACUACCAACUGAGCCACAUACUUAGGUGCAUUUUUAGUUAUAAACAAGAAAAUUUGUAACAGGAGACAGUGGAGAAGCUGGAUAGUUCUUACACUUCUUUUAAAACAUUAAACACAAACCCACAUUCACCCGCCACCACUGACAGCUAAAGAACAUAUAUACCAUCAAGAUUUGGUCGUGUCAGAUUCCUGAAAAUGCUCAUUACAGUGCGUGUGGACCAGGCUUUCUACUAUGUUCUUAGAAGAGCUGCCAGAGUAUGUUUCAGCUUUGACAACAAAUACUAGACAUAACUAUUAGCUUUUGGCUGAGCAGAAGCUGGAAUUCAGACUUUCUGAUUCUGUAUUGAAGAGGUAGACUCUAUCUCUGUACAACUAAUCUGAUAAAUUACUGUCACAGUAUCGUCUCUCAAGGAGUUCUCAAGGAGAACGUCCCAUUGCCUUUCAGAAAUGUUCCCAUUUCUGACAUUUCUCACUCCCAGUGUUCUGACUGCCUCUCUUGCACGGACCCCCCCCCCCCCCCACACACACACACACUCUGUCUUUUCUCUGAGAAUCUUCAGCAUGCUGUUGGAAAGGCAAGCCUAAAUGGUUACUCCAAUGGUAUGUACCACUUUAAUUGCCCCAAGUCUAGAUAUAACUGGAAACUGAGUACAGGUGAGGUGUUUUUGACUUGGGAAUUCUCUCUUGUCUUGAUUGAAGUAGCUGUACCAGAUGGCAGAGGAAAACUUGUCACAUGAGGCUUUCACCGCAUUAGUGGCUUUAUGAACAUUUAACAGCUAGAUGAGUCCCAGAGUGUCAGGAUGCGACCUUUCAACAGUAGACAUGCUGUAUACAGAAGUCACAUCCCAUGGAAACCUUAACCUUACUUAAGUGGAUCCCAAUUGUGGUUGCUGUUGCCUGAGGAAUUAAAAAAAAAAAAACAGACAAAACUCAGAUGUGACUAAAUUAGAGUUGAAUGGGGAUGGUACUCACCUCCAGUUUUAAGUUUCUCAAUGGGAAGAAGUUAGAGUUUAAGUCCUACUCAAACAGGUGAGGAAUGAAGCCUGGAGAGUUUUGCUGAGAUCCACCUUAACUAAGUUCUGAUCAUGGGGCCACAUUUUUUUGGAUCUGAUUGCAUCUAUGCUCCAAAAGUCAGCGUACCAGCCUGUGUAGGGAAUCUGUCAGUCAACUGACGUCUUCACCCAUGUGAGAGUCGAACAACUGCAUGGACUCACCCUCUUUCUUCCUUUUAAUUUUUCUUGACAAGAAGCUAUCUACCCUGUGUUGUCACAGUCUCAGUUCCAAGACUCCUUUUUCAUGAACUAAGACUAAGCUAUUCCUGUACCAGCUGAAGAAGCUUUAGGAGUGUGCCUUGUGAUUAGCUGUUAGAACUAGAGAUGCCUUCUCAAUUAGAGUCGUUUAACGGGCACCAUUGUAACUUAUCUAAGGUCUUUAUUUCCUGUAAAACUUGUGGCAGCUUUGGGCCUUGUUUAUAGUAAAGUCACAAGACUUUAGAAAGGAUGGUUAUUUCUUUCAUAUGUUACAUUCAGAAGCACCAAAAUUAGUUGAGAAACCUGAACCUUGAGUAAUCUAGUAGAGUCACAUACCUUAAGUUAGUUUUGUCUUGACAAUGACUGUGUUGACUAUUACAACCUUGACAUUCAGAUGAAAUGAAUGUAAACAUCCUCUGAACAUAUUUUUAUAAAGCACUAUUUUGUUAAUUGAAAUGAAUAGUAUAGUUUUUGUGAAUCACUAUGUAAUUGUUAGUGACAUGCCAUGUCUUUUAUGUUGCAGUGAUUUGGCUAUAAAAUUGAUUUGCUAAAUUAGUGUGAGAUGACUAAAAUUUCUUUGGUCUUCAGUGAAGUUCAUAAAGGAGGAAAUGAUGAUUUCAUAAUUUGUCACUAAGCCUUGGUGUUUAUAAAAAUGGGAAGCAAGAACAAAGAGAACAGGACAUGUUCAGGUUGUCAAGAAACUGCAUAUAUUAUCAGGGGUUCUGGACAAGAAACUUAAUCAACUUCCCUAAGGUGUGUAGGGAUAUAUCAACAUCUUGUCCAGUGUUAACAGUGGACAGAAUUCUUUGGGUAGCUUUUUAGUUAAAUGAGCGGCUAAAGAUGUAUAUAUGCAUGUGUGCUUUUAAAAUUAGCCACAAAUAUGGCAUUCUGAAUAUUCAUCUUAUGUAAGUCUUUAGUUUCUCAAAAUACAGAUUAGCCUUACUAGUCUGUGUAUUUUGUAGUGCUUGGAGUCACACCCAGUGUGUUUGGCUCAGUAUACAAGCAUUUGUCCACAGAGCUACAUCACCAGUACUGUGUUCUUUACUUGUCCGAACUGUGUUACAAGCGGUACAAACCCAUAUCCUGUUAGAGAUUAGAGGAAAUCAUGGGCAAUAACCAUGAGCUCAUGCUUGCCGCCAGCCACAGGGCUCUGCUUUGUUAGUGCUCCAGUUAGUGACCUAAUAUGGCCUCCUGUUGUCUCAGAAAAUUAGUAAGUUCAACUAUAUUUUGGGAAGUUUUACAAUUUUACUGCAGCUUAAAAUGAGAAAUGUUUCUGAGUUUAAAUUUGAAAAUUUUAUAAAUUAAAAUUGUCAUUCUCCAUUUAAAAAAUACUGUGCUUAGCAUCAGGGGUAAGUUUUUGGUUCAUUUUGUAAAUUACUUGUGACCUAUAUUAAAGAGUGUUUGUAGAUUAGGUCCUAAGAAGAAUCCAGCGAUCCUAAUCUAUCCUUGAUAGUAUGUUAAAUCUUUUGAGUACUGUGCCUGUGUUCUAACACAUCACUGCCAACUUGUUCUUUAAAUUAAACGUCAGUGAAAACCAUUUAAAACCCCACUUAAUGUGGCUAUGUAAAAUGGUAGGAAACCAGGAGCCCCAUGUCAUGGUGUCUUUGUCUAAUUACAUUACAAUGAUUGUCAUUCACUCUAAGAAAAAUGUUUGUGGAAUAAAAAAGUGCAAGAAAUU